Anguilla rostrata (American eel) is the source of this 1465-nucleotide messenger RNA. It is a transcript of the gene socs1a, whose product is annotated as suppressor of cytokine signaling 1a. The transcript is spliced from 2 exons. The record is from RefSeq and is a predicted model, not a curated record. Gene Ontology annotation, cellular component: phosphatidylinositol 3-kinase complex. NCBI's taxonomy places the organism in Eukaryota, Metazoa, Chordata, Actinopteri, Anguilliformes, Anguillidae. Gene Ontology annotation, biological process: intracellular signal transduction; phosphatidylinositol phosphate biosynthetic process. Gene Ontology annotation, molecular function: 1-phosphatidylinositol-3-kinase regulator activity. The coding region runs from base 511 to 1143 and encodes 210 amino acids.
AGAAUGGCUAAUAUUUUAGAUUCCUUAGAAGUGAAACUUGGGGAACACCAGGAUGAAAGAAUUCGAAAUUUAGCACGCCCCUGGUUUUGCAACCUAUUCAGUUCUGUGAAUUCAGUUUGUAAAACCGAAAGAGACAUGUUUCCUGUAAACCACCUUGUCGUAGGAGGAGCCACUGAAUACAUUUAAGCCUGCGCGGAAAACGACACCAAAUUCUUGCGAACCACCACAGAGGCAAGAAACCCCUGUCUUCAUUCAACCUGAAACGAACAGCUGUGGAUUUACAGUGUAGAUGAAAACAAUAUCGACCACGGGUUUGUGGAAGUACCGCUCGAAGCGAAUCAGGACCGCGCGCUCAAGGUCCACCUUCGGAUUCGGCUCCAAUCUGGAAAACAGAGUCAUUUGCCAAGGCAUUUCUAAACAUUUCGGACGUUUAAAGGUCAGACAUUGUAACCUGGCCGGGCUGGAUGAGGGACGCUAUGGGAGGCCGCAUGGGCUGGCCCUCAUUGUAGGAUGGUAGCGCAGGGUGAUGUGGAAGGCAAUGCAUCAGCUGCUCACACAGCACGACGCGACCGUCAGCCGGCUGACCCCUUGCCCAGCCGACAGGUCCGCCCCCACCCCCGGGCCCUGCCCCCGCCCUUGCCGCGCCCCCAGAACCCCGAGUGUCCCACGCACUUCCGCCCCUUCCGGAACGAGAAGGACUUCCGCCUCAUCACCGCCACCAGCACCAUGCUGGAGACCAGCGGAUUCUACUGGGGGCCCAUGGCGGUGGAGGAGGCCCACGCCCGCCUCAAGGGGGAACCGCUGGGCACCUUUCUGGUGCGGGACAGCCGGCAAAAGGACGUCUUCUUUACCCUGAGCUACCGGAGCUCCUCGGGGCCCGUCAGCAUCCGGAUUAUCUUCCAGGGCUCCCGUUUCAGCCUGACUGGCAGCAAGGAAUCCUUUGACUCUUUGUUCAAACUUCUGGAGCACUAUUCCUCUCCGCGGAAGAGCCUGACCAGGCCGUACCGGAAGGUGAGGCUACGGUCUCUGCAGGAGCUCUGCCGCCAGAGAAUAGUGGAGACGUGGGGCGGGGAGAGGAUCCACAGCAUCCCGGUCAACCCCAUCCUCAAAGACUUCCUACUCUCAUUUCCAUUCCGUUUGUGAACAGUGCCGUCGGGUUUACAAAACAAAAGCAUUAAACCUCGACCGGCACACACCACACAGGAGAUACUUGACAGUUUUUGAUGUUAUAUGUGGUUUUCUGCAAUGUUAUUUAUUGUAAACCGCAACAUUUCUUUGUAGCAGACUAUGCAUUUUCUGAGGAAAAUACAGACCUUCUUAUUGAGAGUUUACAUGACGGUGAAUGUAUACACUAUGCAGGAAAUUACCAUAUCUUGCCCACCAUGUGUCUGCUAUGCAGGCGGAAAUAUUUUUCAGAUACUGAAAAAUAAUUAAAACAGAAAAUAAAUACUGUUCCUUUUAUAAA